GUCUGUAAAUAUUUUUUCUUUUUGCGAAGCUUCACGAACUGACUUCUUUGAUGAAUGUGGUCGACGUUCUUUUCUGAUGCAUGCAAUGAAUUUAGGACCAGGACGAACUGUGAAAAGUUUCAAUUUUCAUACGACGAUCAAAAUUCGUCCUCCGACGAGUGGAAAUUAUAUUGCUUCCAGCGAACAACUGCAACUUACUACCUCCAUCAGACGUUAUUCUUGAAGGAGAUUCAUCAAAAAUUUUAAUACUAAUACACGGCAUUCUUUGCUUGAAUUCAUUCAAAUUCAAUCAAGAAUAUAAAGAAAAAUAUCAUUCGCCGUGUAUCAUUGAAGACUUACGUGCCGCAGGAAAAUGGCGAGGUCAGACAAGAGAACGGCAUGCAUCACAAUAGGCGGCGCGUGCUUCGCGAUCGCAGCUAUUGCUGUGACAAUGAUAACCUACCCGUUCUGGCCGGAAACCGCAGACCCACGUACAUAUUUGAUUGACGAUGAUGUACAUGAUAAUGCAAGACCGAGACGAGAAAUCUUGGAUCAAUCGAUAUUUUUUACCUAUCAGACGAUCGCGACCGUGAGGAGUGACUAACAGUCAUUAAUGUCGUGGCCACUAUUAAGUUAUAAUGAAUAUCGAUGAAUUUCUUGUACGUCGAAAAUUUUCACUUCAACAACUACCACAAUUAUUACAGCUACAGCUGUGCUUCCACCGGCAGGCGCUAAGGAUGUCUAUGCUGCAAACAACGGAGAGGGAAGCGAAAAUAGGAUAGUAGAAUUGGAGGGGUUUCCAACACCGAUAACAGACGAAGAAGUGCAGCGAUUGCGACUUCUGUUAAAUCCGUCGUAUCAGCAAGGCCUACCUAACCUGCGAGCGAUCGCAGCGCGCAUUUUCUUGUCGGUAGUCGGUGGCCGCAAGAAAGGUGACGACUUUGUGGUGCUAGAGGAUGGUCUCACUGAUUGGGAGCGACUCAGGAGCAUCAGGGAGAAUGCUCCUUCUAGGACACGACCAGGUAGCACAGAUGCUGGCACCUCGGACAACAAGACCAAGAAGAAGAUGGAAGAAGCAAUGGAAUUGUCCGAGCACCUCGAGUCUAUGCUGUGGGCAAUUCGGGAGUCGCACUACCGUGAACGGCUGGCCGCACACCUUUUCAAACUAGUUGUGCCCUACUACACCCAAGCGGCAAAGGACGUCACCGUGGGAGAGAACGAAAGCAGGCCCCGAGCAACUGCGGGCGUUUCUUCUGCAUCUCCUGAGCAUGGAGACGACAACAGCGCACGAGAUCAGUACGAGAAGCAGCUUAGCGUAGCGAAAACGAAGAGCCGCAUUGUUGGCAGGUAUACGGAUUUUUUGUUGCGAUUCGUCCUGCGACUGACCGCUGACACUCUCCCGAACGAAGUACAGGCCCUUGUUGCGAGCGCGGAUUUGCCUGUGCAUCAAUCACACUGCAACGCAAGCGAGUGCACCGCACACGAGUGCAGUGCACACGAAGCAUGCAACGCCGGCGGUUGCAACGCACGCGAGUGUGCUCCGCAGCAACCACGAGAAGCGUGCACACCAGCUGCAUCGAGCGGAGAUGGUGCACGACCGCAGGCGUCAGCACCGCUAACAGUGGCACAUGGCGUCGCUCCUCACAUACAACACACUUCAUAUGCCUGUCGAAUGGGAACAUGUUCACAUAAUCAUGAUACGACCCAUGUAACCUCAAACGCCAGGGGGCCCAGUCAAGCUGAACUAGGUGCAGCCACCUCUGCAGCUACUUCUACCUCACCUGCUACCUCAGCUGCACCCGUAGUUGCUACACCAGCUGCAAUUGCGCCCCCUGCUUCACCUGUAGGAGCACUUAUCUGGCAGCAGCGGCCUCCUCUAGGUCGAGCGAGAGUGACGUCAACCACAUCUCCCUCUUUCACUCCCGCGACAUCCAACAUCGCGACACCAGUCCCGGGUCACCGGUCGUUGAUCAGCCCGGGCGUGCCCGAAUACGUGGAUCCGAAGACUGGCAUGAUGUUCGCUCUGGGCAACGGUCUACCGGUGCUGCCGGAGCAGGAUCAUCGCAUUCCAGUCACAAUUAUCACGGGCCCGCUCGGUGCCGGAAAGACUACACUGCUCAAGUCUAGCAUUCUCGACAGCCGUCUAGGACUUUGGGUCGUCGAAAACGACUUAGGCGAGGGCAACGUGGACAAAAGCCUUUUGGGCGAAGGUGAGGGUUGGCAAAUUACAGGCGUCGCGGGCGGCUGUGCUUGCUGCGAGAAAAAGGACGACCUCAAGAGCGCGGUGCAGGCUCUCGUUCUCUCUGGCGCCCAUUUUUCUGCGAUCGUUAUCGAACUUUCCGGUGCCGCUGAUCCUUCCCGCGUUCAGGCGGACCUCUUCGGGCACGGUGGCGUCAUCGACUUGAGGUACCCCUAAGAUUCACUGUUGUGCGUGCGAACAAAGGCUUUUGACAACUUCAUAGAAAGAGUAAACACGAAAAGUUCGAGAGCAGACAGCAACAAAAAAAGAGCAUGACAACUUUUGCCUGAACAACAUGAACUUGUCACAAUAAUCACCAUUAUAAUGUUGAUUUGUUAUUCUUGACUAAGUUGUAUACUAAAUUCAGAGACAGAGUCAGAGUUAUUAAUAUGAAUCGAUGAAAUUGAAGAUACAGAUAAAUGUUCCUCCUCAAAACAAAAAGAGCUUUACCUUAAUACAAUCCGUUAGUCUUAGUAUAAUGACAACAUUGAGGAUUGGAAACCAAUAAAACCAAUUCUCAGGUUGCGGUUGGAUGCAGUAAUAUCUGUGGCGGAUACACCGGUAUUGCUGAAGCAGAUUGCGGAACACGCCAGUGAGCCGAAGAAGUUGGAGAGUCUAUCCCGAGAUGCAAUCGAAAACUUCGUGGACCUGGAGGCAAUGCGCCGGGUGGGAAAUCAAUGGACUGAUGGACUGGAUGACACUGGACGCAACCAGAUUGCACAUGCUGACCGCGUCUUUCUUAACAAAGUCUCGGAUUUGACAGAAGCGGACAUUCAGAAAGUAAAAGACUACCUUGCGGCUGAACGUAUCUUCAGGCGCGACCCUUCCAACCUCCGCGUUAUAAACCGAGAUGUCAAGGAUAGCAAAGGCCUUGUGCCAGUUGAUCAGGUACCACCUUAUUGAAUACCGCUAUCCUAAUUUUUUGUUCGUGCUCUCUUCCUUCAACACGAAUUAACUAACAUAGAUGCUACUCUGGCUAUUCCCUGUUUGAAUCGCGAUUUUCAGAUAAGUUAUAACAAAAAGCUAAAAGUUGAUGAGUUCAUUUAUGUUCUGGGGAACCUUAAUUGUCAUGAUCGAACAUUCACAUUCGGCAGAGGCAGGUUGUAAGCGAUAUUUGUGGUAGUGGAUCUCUGUUGUGUCUUCCUCUAUCCUAUUGAUGGUGCAGCAAGGAGCUUGUAAAGUUAGAAAUUCUUAAUUGAUGAUGAUUUGAUAUUCAUCCUGUGUACGUAGUCCUGGUGCUAGUUGCCCGUGAAAGCAUUUUAAGAUAACGAGAGUCAUCCACGACGACCACGGCCAUGGUUGAAAUUUACAACACUCUUCUCACAUUUCUCUUUCAGCUACUCGGAACGGAUCUCCGAUCAAAAUGGGCACACGAAGCCGUAACGAAUUACAACGUUCCGCUUUUAGUUUUACCCGCUCCGACAUCAUGUGGUGGUUGCGCUGACGAGAAUUGCCACAGCUGCACAUCUAAUACCGAAAGUCAAACAUCAACAUCUCAACUGCCAGCACCUGAGGGGAAAGCAGCUCUGUCUUCUGAUCCGAGAAAUAUUAGUAUUGCGCCUGAUUGUACUCAUCUUGUACCAGGACAAGGAGAAGGAGUUCCUUCUAGCGUAACACAAGCCUAUGCCUCCGAAGGACAUCUUCAAGACAGGAGUACAGUGCGGCCUCCAGAGGCGCUUCCUGGCAAUCGCCGUGGGCCACCACCCGCUGUAUUAGAUGAUGAAGCAGCUGCCGCAACGCCAUCUACUGGCAACACUUCAACACUUCAACUAUGUAAGAACUACUUCACACAAAAUAGAUGCGGACAAGAACAUACCGGAGACUGUGGUCAUCAUCACGGCGCUAGAGGAACGCACCCUAUCGUACCUGUAGCAGGAACGGCCUGCACUGUAGCAGGAACGGCCUGCACUGAUCGUCGAGGGACUGUCCCACCACCACCACCACCACCACCACCACCACCAGUUCCAAGACCAUCUAGAAGGAGAGGAAGCGCGGCAAGCUCGAGCCAGCACAGCAGUGGGGACAAUGGAUGCCCAAGAUGCUCAAGCGAUAGUUCGUGCCAGCCGAGUCCUGCUAUGCCUAGCACUGCUUCGUCCUGCUCGCCCGCCACAUCUUCAGUACCGAUAGACAACAGAAGCGCACCGGGCUCCCCUAGCCCCAUUUCCCCGAUGAGCUCUGAUAGAAACCCGUGCUCGAGUGGAGGAUGUCCGCAUUCGCAUGGAAGUGGAUGCCCGCAUCAUCACCAUUCUCAUCAUCAUGAUCACCCCAGCAUUUCCCCGAUGGGCUCUGAUAGUUACCCGUGCUCGAGUGGAGGAUGUCCGCAUGCGCAUGGAAGUGGAUGCCCGCAUCAUCAUCAUUCUCAUCAUCAUGAUCACCCCAGCAUUUCCCCGAUGGGUUCUGAUAGAAACCCGUGCUCGAGUGGAGGAUGUCCGCAUGCGCAUGGAAGUGGAUGCCCGCGCCAUCACAAUCACGGUCAUGCAUGCGGGGCGGGUUGCACUCACGACCACGGUGGACAUUCGACACCGAUAUAUCUCGCCAUCGAUCUGGACCGUUCGCAGUCAGCUACAACUAG
This is a messenger RNA of Amoebophrya sp. A25, 4790 nucleotides long. Lineage: Eukaryota; Dinophyceae; Syndiniales; Amoebophryaceae. The record is from the annotation of a GenBank genome assembly.